Vitis vinifera (wine grape) is the source of this 2117-nucleotide messenger RNA. RefSeq names its product probable LRR receptor-like serine/threonine-protein kinase RKF3. Gene Ontology annotation, biological process: protein phosphorylation. Bases 290 to 1933 code for a protein of 547 amino acids. Gene Ontology annotation, molecular function: protein kinase activity; ATP binding. NCBI's taxonomy places the organism in Eukaryota, Viridiplantae, Streptophyta, Magnoliopsida, Vitales, Vitaceae. The transcript has 2 exons. The record is from RefSeq and is a predicted model, not a curated record.
AAUCCUAAACUAGGUGGGAUUGAAUUUUCGACCUUCUAAAUUGUAUACCUACCAAAGUAGGGGAUUGAAUCAAUAUUUGAUGAGAUAAGUCUUCUUUCAGGGUCCAUUUCAUGUCAGGUCAAUUAGGUAUUGAAGACAAGACAUACAUUUCCAUGUACAAGCUGGACAUUCCUUUGUCUUCUUGUAAUGAACCCCUUCUGCAUGGUGUUUCCACAGGUGGCAUAUGUUUGGAGUCAUAGCACCAACCAAAGAAUGCCUAAUCUGAAAGAGAUCUGAAGUUGAUCGGAAAAUGGUGGUGGAAGGCAUUCCCAGGCCUUCUUUUCGUGAUGUCCCAACACAGUGCAAUUAUGUUCUUGAAGGGAUCCGCGUAAUUCGAUCUGAAUACCUCCGAACCGAUGGGUACUUUCUUCCUCCUUCAAGUACUACCAAGGUUUGUUGGGAGUCCUACCGGCUCUUGGUAAGCGACUUGGUGAGUGGUUUUGACAUAGAAUUGGCUUGUGGCUAUCAUCCUGAAUGGGUUUCAGAGAGUUGUAUGAAUAUUUCAUCUGGGUCAGAGUUUGAAAGCUUGAUUCCAGAGUCCAAGUUGCAGGAAGUUAGGUGUUACUGCAACCAGUCUCUGGGCAAUAGUACUUCUUGUGCAUUGUGUAAAGAGAAUUUGGGGAGUCUCCAGGCAUCUUACCUUAGUGGAUCAGGGAUUGGAAAUGCCUCUGACUGUGCUGGAUAUUCCUUUAUGUAUGCAGCUGGUUGGGUUAAUCCAUAUGGCCCAACAGAUGUUGCCACUGCGAAGUGUCUGUUCUCACUUGACUUCUCCCCACAUCAUAUAAGAAAUAAGAGAUAUAAGAUUCUGAUUUCUGGGGCUGUGUUAGGUUGUGUUAUUGGGUUCUUUGGGGCUUUUGCAGCAGCUUGGUUUCUCUGGACAAGACACAGAAAAUUGGAGAGGGAGAUGGAAGUUUGUGCUAAAAUGGAGACUAGUUUGGACUCAGGUUUUGGCUCUAUGACUGGGAGUGACACACUGGUGAAGUUCAAGUUUGAGGAAAUCAAAAGGGCUACCAUGAAUUUCUCAAGGGAGAAUAUAAUUGGGCAGGGAGGAUAUGGGAAUGUCUACAAGGGGAUACUACCAGAUGGGUCUGAAGUUGCCUUCAAAAGGUUCAAGAACUGCUCUGCAUCUGGGGAUGCAGUUUUUACGCAUGAAGUAGAGGUCUUAGCUAGCGUUAGGCACAUGAAUCUUGUUGUUUUGAGAGGCUAUUGUACUGCGACGGUUCCCAUGGAAGGCCACCAGAGAAUAAUUGUGUGCGACUUGAUGCCUAAUGGAAGCCUCCAUGACCAUCUUUUUGGAUCAGUGGGAAAGAAACUCAGCUGGCCAAUUCGCCAGAACAUUGCCCUUGGAACAGCGAGGGGGCUGGCUUAUUUGCACUAUGGGGCACAGCCAGCUAUCAUCCAUAGAGAUAUCAAAGCAAGUAACAUACUUUUGGAUGAAACUUUUGAGGCAAAAGUGGCAGAUUUCGGCCUUGCAAAGGUCAAUCCAGAGGGGAUAACACACUUGAGCACCAGAGUGGCUGGGACUCUUGGCUAUGUUGCACCAGAGUAUGCCUUGUUCGGGAAGUUAACUGAGAGAAGCGAUGUUUACAGCUUUGGGGUUGUGCUUUUGGAGCUUCUGAGUGGGAAGAAAGCAUUCAUGGCAGCCAAUGGACCACAGGCUUUGCUUUUGACAGAAUGGGCUUGGUCAUUAGUGAAGGAAGGAAGACCAAUCGAUGUUGUGGAUGAAGAAAUGCCUGAAUUGGGGUUGACAGAAGUAAUGGAGCGGCACGUUCUUAUUGCUGUUCUUUGUUGCCAUCCAGUGUUAGAAUCUAGGCCAACAAUGGACAAGAUUGUGAAGAUGUUGGAAACCAACCUUCCAAUUCCAUCCAUUCUUAUAGCAUCUGCUGCAUUGUGAACAGAAGUAACCACAUAAUGGUGAGUUGUAUUGUGAUUGGGAAGCAGUAGUCUGACACUGUGAUUGGUUCUACCCCAGGUUCUAGGACAUACCUGGCUCCAUCCAUUUUCUGCUUCACAAGUGUAUAUCUUUAUAUCCAUUUUGUACAGAGAAUCAAUGAAAGAUACUGGUUAAAUUGUGCUUA